Molecule: messenger RNA, 1816 nt
Organism: Daucus carota subsp. sativus
Lineage: Eukaryota; Viridiplantae; Streptophyta; Magnoliopsida; Apiales; Apiaceae
Product: protein EIN4
Exons: 2
Coding region: 71-1507 (478 amino acids)
Biological process (GO): phosphorelay signal transduction system
Cellular component (GO): endoplasmic reticulum
Molecular function (GO): ethylene binding; phosphorelay sensor kinase activity; ethylene receptor activity
Source: RefSeq, a predicted model, not a curated record
AUCAUCACUUGCCGUUAGAAGUAGCAGAGGUACUGCCGAGCAGGGAACUGCAGCUGCUAUUAGGAUACCAAUGUUAAGAGUUUGUGAUUUCAAAAGUGGAACCCCAGAAAUAAUUCAGGCUUGUUAUGCUAUACUUGUUUUAGUUCUUCCAAGUGGGCAACUCAGGUGCUGGGGAAAUCAGGAAAUAGAGAUAGUAAAUGCAGUUGCUGAUCAAGUAGCUGUAGCGCUUUCCCAUGCUGCGGUGCUAGAAGAGUCUCAACUGGUAAGAGAAAUAUUAGCUGAACAAAAUCGAGCAUUGCAGCAAGCAAAACAAGACGCAAUGAUGGCUAACCAUGCAAGAAAUUCUUUUCAGACGGUAAUGAGUAAUGGGUUGAGAAGACCUAUGCACUCAAUUAUGGGUUUGCUUUCUAUUUUGCAAGAUGAAAACUUAAGCAACGCGCAGAGGACGUUAGUUCACACAAUGGCUACAACUAGCGAUGUCCUCUCCGUCUUGAUAAAUGAUGUGAUGGAUAUUUCACCAAAUGCCGAUGCUAGAUGUCCAUUUAAUAUGAAGUAUUUCAGCCUGCAUUCCAUGGUAAAAGAAGCAGCUUGCCUCGCCAAGUGCUUGUGCGCACAAAAAAAUUAUCUAUUUGCUAUUGAAGUUGAGAAGUCUCUUCCUGAUUAUGUUAUGGGUGAUGGGAGAAGAGUUUUUCAGGUGAUUUUACAUAUGGUUGGAAAUCUCUUAAAAGAUAGCAGUGUAUGGGGGUGUUUAAGCAUAAGGGUAUUUCCAGAAAGCGGAGUAUGUUUGGAAAGAAAUGACCAAGAAUGGGGAACGAGGAGAACAAAUUCAUUUGAUGGACAUGUCUAUGUCAAAUUUGAGAUUGGAAUUAAUAAUAAUGGUGCACAAAUUGAGAGUUCUAGUGAUGAAAGACAUUGGAACAUGGGAAUUGAGGAAGGCUUGAGCUUCGGUGUAUGCAGGAAACUCGUUCAGAUGAUGCAAGGCAAUAUUUGGGUGGUUCCAAAUCCGGUGGGUUUUGAUCAAAGCAUGGCUCUUGUUCUUCCUUUUCACCUCAGGCGAUCAAUUGCAAUCGGUGGAGUAGAAACUGGUGAGACAUCUGAGCGUCCAGAUUCGAAUUCUAUAUUUAGGGGCCUUCAGAUCCUAUUAGCUGAUUAUGAUCAUGUGAAUCUGGCCGUAACAAGGAGGCUACUAGAGAAGCUGGGAUGUGUUGUUUCAGUUGUUUCAUCUGGUUAUGAGUGUCUUGGUUUGUUGGGUCCAUCUCCACCUUUCCACGUAAUUCUGUUAGAUCUACACAUGCCUGAUCUAGAUGGAUAUGAGAUUGCUAUGAGAAUUCGGAAGUUUAAUCCAACUCAGCCGCUCAUCAUAGCCAUGUCCGCAAGUGAUACUAAAGAUGUGUGGGAAAAAUGUUUGCAAGUAGGAUUCAAUGGACUUGUUGAAAAACCAGUUCUGCUAGGAGGCAUAGCUGAUGAGCUUAGUAGAGUUCUGUUUGAAGCAAGUAAUGUCGUAUGAUAUACAGAGAGCAUAGAAAUAUGCAUCCGCGACAAGUUAUAGAGGUAACAAAUUUAGUAAAUGUAUUAGUAACCUAGCAGUAAAUAUAAUAUGCUAGAGUUUUGGAAAAGCUAUUCUGUUCUUUCUUUGUACUUUAAACUCUGUAGUUGGUCUGAACUGGAACCAGAGCAUUGUAUACAUUGCACACUGCACUUGUACAUGGUGGAUUCGACGUUGGCGGUGACUUAAUAUGCUGCCCUCGUUUCCAUUAGAGGUCGUCGAGUUUUCAAUAUGGUAUAGAAUCCAAUUACGGCCUCGUCCUAAUCCCUU